This is a messenger RNA of Gambusia affinis (western mosquitofish), 3385 nucleotides long. RefSeq lists its product as uncharacterized. The transcript has 6 exons. The record is from RefSeq and is a predicted model, not a curated record. Bases 102 to 1409 code for a protein of 435 amino acids. NCBI's taxonomy places the organism in Eukaryota, Metazoa, Chordata, Actinopteri, Cyprinodontiformes, Poeciliidae.
AUAUAAUUAAUAACAGAAUUGUGACGGAUAUUUUCUAUAUUUAGUACAAGUACUUUGAAUCAGAAGUAUCACGACAGCAGGGGAAAGAGCUAGGGGCAGAAAUGGGGGGCAGAGAAUGUUGCGUGAAUAACUGUGGGAGCAGCUCCCACGACCACCAGGGCAGGAUGCUCCUGAACGGCCUGAGCUUCCACUGCUUCCCUGCGUGGAGAACGAAGGAAGGCGACUUUAUAUCGGAGCUAACGAGGCGGCGGAGAGACGCCUGGGUGACCGCCGUGGGCCGCAGAGAAAUCACCUUCGACCACGUCCCGUCCUCCAUGAGAGUCUGCUCCAGACACUUUCUCUCUGGAAAACCAGCGUAUGAGAUGUUGGACUCAGAUCCAGACUGGGUGCCAUCUCUACACCUGGGUCAUGAUGGUGAUGAUGAAUGUGAAGAAAAGUCCUGGAAUAAAAGAAGAAGGUUGUCUUCUGAUGAGAAACCAGUAGAAGGAGCAGAUGGUGCUGCUGAAUCCAGGAAGCCUCCUCCGCCUGCUUGGACAGAAGUGAAAUCUGCCCUGCAGUCUCUUCUGGAGGGUAAAACUGUCAUCAGUCAGCAGCAGGGAGACGAUCAGCAGAACCAAGGCGCUGAGACGAGGACUGACUGCGGCUUCCGGGACUUCUUCAGGAACGCUCUGGAGUCGUCUCUGGAGGCCUCCAUCCAGGCCAGAGCUCGCUCUAAGAGUCGGCCGCCGUCCACAGAGUACGAAGUGGAGCUGAACGUCAAGCUUCCAUCUUCUCCAGGAGAACCGUCCGUCCUGGAAGAGCCUUCCUAUUCACAGCCUUCCUAUUCACAGCCUUCCUAUUCACAGCCUUCCUAUUCACAGCCAUCCUCUUCACAGCCUUCCUCUUCACCAUCAUGUGCAAACUGCUCCACGAUGCUGCAGAGGAUUCGAGAGCUGGAGCAGAAGCUCUUUGAUGUCGCCAGCAAACAUAAGAUCACUGUGCUGAACAGACCCAAGCAAACGAUCACAGAGGAGACCAGACCGUCUAGGGAAGAGGGUGAGUCGACGGCUCACGUUGGACCAGUUACAGAUGAACCGGACUCUGAAGCCACUCCUUCCACCUUCCGCCCUCGUCCUCCUCAGCGCCGCCGCCACUGCUUCAGAAAGGAGUGGGUCAAGAGCUUCCCGUUCCUCCGGUACUCUCCAAGACUCAACGUCAUGUGGUGUCACGUGUGUCGCGUUCACGCGGACUCGUUCUGCCAGAACCACCGUCUGAUCAAAGGCUCCAAUCAUUUCACCAAGUCCAACAUCAGGAAGCACACCAACACAGUCUACCACCAGCAGAACAUGCAGCGUUUCCUGUGGAGCAGCCGCACUCCAUCCGAGGAGCCGUCGGAUCCGUCGGAUCCACCCGCUGAGCCAGAAUCAUAACAAAGAAUCAAAAACAAAGGCUCCCGAUAAGUUUUUACUGAAUGAGCUCAGCAGCAUAAUAGACAAAGUGUUAAAAAUGGAUCCUACUGUUGGUUUGCAGUUGUUAUGUGGUACAUUGGUGAAUGUUUUUGCUAUCAGAACCUUUUGGAGGCCUGAAACAUCUGUGCACAGUACCGAAACAACAUGGUGCUUUGCAUAUAUCGAUUCCAUCGAUUCGCUACUUUCUGAUCUUUCUGGUGACUCUACAACUUCUGAAAGAGAGAAACUGGAGCUGGGUGGUUUUUGAGGACUUAAGUUUUGGAAAAUAUGUUUUUGUUUUUUCACUACACACUCCUUUGUUUACGUAUUCUAGAGUGAUGUCAGCGGACCUGGUGCUGCCAUCUUGUUUGCGGGGCGUGUUCUACAGCUCUGUUACAACAGAAUAUUAGUAUGAGGUUAAGUUUAGUUUUGUUUUAAUUAUAAUGCCUACAUGCCAUAAUAUUAUAGGAUUCCCAUAUUUUUGAGUAACAUCAGCGCGCCAAGAGCCGCCAUCUUGUUUGUUAAAUGUUACAGCUUCUCUUGAUUUCAGGUCAAUUGUAUGUCGAAAUAUUUUAGGUCAGGCUAUGAUGUUUUUAUUUUAGUUAUGAGAAUAAAUAUUACAAAAAUACAGUCAAAUAAUACAAAAAUGUCAUACUACCAUAAUAAAGUUGUAAUUUUAUGAGAACUCCAACACUAUAAAUAACAAAAAGUUAAAAUGAUGAAUGUUGAGUAUCUUGAGAAGUUAUACUUCAGUAUCAGUUUUACAAAUAGGAACAGAGGUGGUCUUAGCCUGCCUGGCUCCCCCAAGAUGUCGCCUAUCAGAAACCUGAACUGGAUAAGAUAAUACUUCACCUUCUAACGCAUCAGUGUCAAAUUAUUGGGACUUUGAAACAACUGAGCAAUGACCAAGUCUAAGAAGAAAGAAUAACAAACGUCAUUGGUCAUGUCAGAGAACUAAGCUAAUUUUUGUAAUUUUAAGAAUUUUUUGUGGUAAACUUGGUCUUUUUUUGCUAAUAUUGUGACUAUAUUAUUAUUAUUAUUAUCAUUAAACAAAAUCCAUCGUAGAAAGCCCUGAUGUUCGUAGUACAACUCAAAGAGGAUAAUAUAUUUUCUACCAUUUAUAAGUUUUUUUUUUUCUUCUUCGUUUUAGAAAAGAAAGCGGUAAUAAAAAACAUCGAGUGAAAUCGGAUCUGGUAUGAAAAAAUUUGGAGAUAUUUUUUAAACCUAGACACAUUCCUGAAAUCGAUCAGAUCUACUUUUGAAACGUCACAAACUCUGGGUCAGUUACCAUGGUAACAAACCUCGAUAAGAGCCGAAGUAUGUCGUUACGAUACUACUGAGUACUGAGCAGGUCGUCGUGUUAGCCGGAAAGCUAAAGCACUCAACCCGCACAUAAUUGGACUAGUGGAAAAGUCUAUCUUGGUAAACUCAAUGGAGAUUAAAAGAACCGUAUCCAAAAGGGAAAACAAAUGGUUCCGAUAGGAGCUGUCUGUGUUAAGAGCUAGGAAAGCUAACUUCCGGUUCUCGCAAUGAUGGCUGCUGCUGCUGUUUUUCACUCAGAUCCCGGACUUUCGUCUUCGUUUUGACUGUAUUUGUUUUGUUCCGGAAAUAAAUUUCCAACUUCCGUUUAUGAUCCUGGAUUAGUAGAAUCUGUGAGCUGCUGCUGUUUUGGUGAGAAAGUUAAAAUUUUCAGGGUGAGUCUGAAAUACGGAAGCAUUCAACUGUCAGAAAAUAAGAAAGGUGGUAACAGUAAAACAUAAAUGCCUCUUGUGACAUUUAUUUUUUUAACAAGUUGUAAAAUAAGUUUUGCAUUUUGUUUAGAGAUACUUCACCUGAUUCUAUUUCCAACCUCUGGCAGUUAAAACCGUUAAACUGUGUAUAUAUGACACUAAACCAUUUUCUUUUAUUAUUUUAUUUUAUUUUAAAAGUGCAUUAAAGAAAGACAUUAAUGAAGUUGA